AAAGUAAAAAAGAAGUAUUACUUCGAAGCGCUUUGCAGGCUCAUUGGCCCUUUAAAAUCUAUAAUGGAUGCAUAUUGGUUAAGUUGUAAUUUUAAAACCUUUUGUACAUUUGGCAAUAGAUAAGGCAGCCUAUUUAUUUGUAAAUUCAUUAUUGAGUGUCAACCACAGGUAUACCUUUACUCACUCCAUAUUAGUAAUUUUGCAAUGGGUAGUGGUGAUAAAAAAAAGGUAGCACUGAUUACCGGUAUAAACGGGCAGGAUGGUUCAUAUUUAUCAGAAUUCCUUUUAAAUAAAGGCUAUGAAGUUCAUGGAAUCAUCCGCAGGGCGAGUACUUUUAAUACUACCAGAAUAGACCAUUUGCAUGAUGAUCCAUAUGCUCAUAAAGGGGGAAGGUUGCAUUUACAUUAUGGAGACAUGACAGACUCCAGUUGUUUGGUUAAAAUUAUUAAUAAUGUAAAGCCAACAGAAAUUUACAACUUGGCUGCCCAGAGUCAUGUUAAAGUGUCCUUUGAUUUAAGUGAAUAUACUGCAGAAGUGGAUGCUGUAGGUACUUUAAGGUUGUUGGACGCUAUAAGAACAUGUGGUUUAGAAAAUUAUUCAAAAUUUUAUCAAGCAUCUACUUCAGAAUUGUAUGGAGAAGUAAAAGAAAUUCCUCAAAAUGAGAAGACACCCUUUAAUCCCAGGUCUCCCUAUGCUUGUGCCAAACUCUAUGCUUAUUGGAUAGUUAUAAACUACAGAGAUGCAUAUAACAUGUUCGCCUGUAAUGGUAUACUUUUUAAUCAUGAAAGUCCUAGAAGAGGUGAGACUUUUGUUACUCGGAAAAUCACCCGUGAAGUAGCAAAGAUUCAUCUGGGAUUGUCUGAUUGCCUAACUUUGGGUAGGUUAGAUUCCAAGCGAGAUUGGGGGCACGCCCGGGACUAUGUUGAGGCGAUGUGGAUGAUGCUCCAGCAGGAAAAGCCAGACGAUUUUGUCAUAGCUACCGAGGAGACGCACAGCGUUAGAGAGUUCGUUGAAGAAGCUUUUAAAUAUGUGGGUAAACAAAUUAUUUGGGAAGGGCAAGGUGUCGAUGAAGUCGGUAAAGAAAAUGAUACCGGAAUAAUUAGAGUUAAAGUAAACCCCAGAUACUUUAGGCCCACCGAUGUGGGGUUCUUGCUAGGAGACUCCACCAAAGCCAAAGAGAAGUUGGGAUGGAAACCGAAGGUUUCCUUUUUGGAGCUGGUCAGGGAGAUGAUGGACGCGGAUAUAGCGCUCAUGAAAAAAAAUCCAUUAGCGUAAUGGUUAUGUUCUCUAAAGUAUCAUAUGACAGUCUUUAAAUACAUGUCGUUCCUUUCGUUUAUUAGUUCGUAUUAUUGUAGAUAAUCAUUUGUCUAUGACAUUCCGUUGGUUUCUAACCUCGAGUGAUUUUUAGAAACACAGUAUUUUAUAUGUCGUGGAAUGAAACAUUGUAUUAUUAUGGUUAUAUUAUGGCAAAUAUAUAUA
Messenger RNA from Cylas formicarius (sweet potato weevil), 1479 nucleotides. RefSeq names its product GDP-mannose 4,6 dehydratase (gene Gmd). Lineage: Eukaryota; Metazoa; Arthropoda; Insecta; Coleoptera; Brentidae. The transcript is spliced from 5 exons. Gene Ontology annotation, biological process: GDP-mannose metabolic process. The coding region runs from base 205 to 1275 and encodes 356 amino acids. The record is from RefSeq and is a predicted model, not a curated record. Gene Ontology annotation, molecular function: GDP-mannose 4,6-dehydratase activity.